This is a messenger RNA of Drosophila serrata, 2003 nucleotides long. RefSeq names its product Malic enzyme like-1 (gene Menl-1). Gene Ontology annotation, molecular function: NAD binding; malate dehydrogenase (decarboxylating) (NADP+) activity. The record is from RefSeq and is a predicted model, not a curated record. Lineage: Eukaryota; Metazoa; Arthropoda; Insecta; Diptera; Drosophilidae. Gene Ontology annotation, cellular component: mitochondrion. Gene Ontology annotation, biological process: pyruvate metabolic process; malate metabolic process.
UUUAUAAUUUUAACAUACAGACAAUUGGUCUCAGAAAUAUUUAGAUACUGCAAAUGAGCCAAAUUCGGAUUAUUCUUCGUGUACUCUUACACUAGCAGGAUGAGUUUCUUUAGGACCUUCAACUGGGGACUUAACCGUCUGACAACCAUGGCCCAGACACCACAAAGGACACAUCAACCCAAUCUGGAGCAAUACCAAAAACGUGAAGGUUCUACACAUGACACAAUUCGAUUGCCAUUGAAUAUUGUUUUCUCGGCCAAGUACAAUAAGGCUCUGGCUUUUACUUUAGAGGAACGUCAGAGGUUGAAUAUUCAUGGUCUCCUCCCCGCCUCCGUUCGCACCUGUCGGGAUCAAAUGUACGCCAUUGAGACCAACUUCCAUUCGUUUGAGACAAAUGUGGAAAAAUAUCGAUAUUUGAGGACAAUGCGACAGAGCAACGAGCGAAUGUAUUUCCAAUUUGUAUCCGAUCACAUAGCUUUGGUCCUGCCCAUUAUCUAUACACCAACGGUGGGCGUGGCCUGCACUAUCUACGGCAUGCUGUAUCGGGAAAUAACUGGGCUUUAUAUAACCAAACACGAUCGUGGACAUAUGUCGCAGGUUCUCUCCAAUUGGCCGAAAUGUAGGGAAAUAUCUGCAAUCUGUGUGACCGAUGGUGAACGUAUCUUGGGUCUAGGCGAUCUCGGUGCCAAUGGAAUGGGCAUAUCAAUUGGAAAAAUGGAUCUUUACACAUCCUUGGCUGGCAUUCCGCCAUGUAAACUCCUACCCAUUUGUUUGGAUGUGGGCACUGAGAAUCCUGUGCUCCACCAGGAUCCCCUGUAUAUAGGUCUGCGUGAAAAGCGGCUAAAGGGUGUGGAGUAUGAUGCCUUCAUCGAUGAGUUCAUGCAGUCCGUGGUGGAGACCUUUGGGAGUCAAACUCUCAUUCACUUUGAGGACUUUGCCACACCGAAUGCCUUCAAGUUUUUGAAAAAAUAUCAGAAUUGUUAUUGCAAAUUCAACGAUGAUAUUCAAGGUACGGCGGCUGUGGGUGUGGCCGGUUUGCUGGGCAUCCAACGGAUGACCAAGGUGCCGCUGCAGGACCAUGUGAUCCUCUUCGUGGGAGCUGGCAGCGCUGCCAUGGGUAUUUGCGGACUGCUCCAGAAGGAGCUGAUGUCCCGUGGACUCAGCGAAAAGGACACUGCGAAGAAUAUAUACAUCACCGACCAAGAUGGUCUAAUAACCAAGGAGAAAAAGAACCUGUCGGCUGAUCUUCAGGCAUUUGCCAAGGACAUGGAGCCGAUAAAGUCGCUGGAGGAACUGGUGGACAAGAUCAAGCCUUCGAUUAUAUUGGGUGCCACAGCAGCGGCGGGAAUAUUCAAUGAGAAAAUCAUUCGCACGAUGGCCGCAGCUCACGAUCGACCGGGUAUCUUUGCAUUUUCCAAUCCCACCAACAAGUCAGAGUGCACAGCCGAACAGGCUUACAAAUUCUCAGAUGGUCGCGCCAUCUUCUCGGCGGGUUCCCCCUUUCCGCCAGUGGAGUUCAAUGGCAAACGCCUGACACCCGGACAGGCCAACAAUUGUCUCGCUUUUCCUGGUGUGGUCUUGGGAGUGCUCACUGGCUUGCCCCAAACGAUUCCCGAUGAGAUUUUCCUGCUUGCUGCCCACGAGCUAUCCAAGUUCCCCUCCGACGAGGAGCUGGAAAGUGGAAAUAUCUAUCCCUUGGUGGAGAAGGCCAAGGAUGUGGCCUUUAAAAUAGGCUAUGAAGUGGCCAAGUAUAUAUUUGAUAAUGGUCUUUCGCAAAGAUGUCCACCGCCCGAUGAUCUCUGUGAAUUGUUGCUCAAGAACACGUACGAACUGGAACAUGGCAGCUCUCUGGCCGAGACAUGGAAAUAUCCAAAUGUUAAGCCAAAUCCCUGUCCUGAUGAUCAAAAGCCUCCAGAGAAGAAACCUCUAGAGAAGAAACCUCUAGAGAAGAAAUCUCCAGAGAAGCCUCAAGAGAAGAAAAAGUAGGCCACUUCACUUCCAUU